AAUCAGCAGGCGCCCCCUGCCCGGCCCGCCCACUACCCCUCUGGUGACAGAAAGUCGGCCCAGCAGAUGAGGAAGUGGCCGGCAGGCUGGCCUUAGGGACUUCUCUCUGGCCCUAUUCCCUCCGAGCCCUCCAUUACUGCCCGCCUGGCCCCCACUGAAUUCUUAGCCAGGAUGGAAGCUGUUGUGAACUUGUACCAGCAGAUGAUGAAGCAUGCAGAUCCCCGAGUCCAGAACUACCCUCUCAUGGGGUCCCCACUGCUGAUGACUUCUAUUCUCCUGACCUACGUGUACUUUGUCCUCAAACUUGGGCCUCGUAUCAUGGCUAAUCGGAAACCCUUCCAACUCCGAGGCUUCAUGAUUGUCUACAACUUUUCUCUGGUGGCACUCUCCCUCUACAUUGUCUAUGAGUUCCUGAUGUCUGGCUGGCUGAGUACAUAUACCUGGCGCUGUGACCCUGUGGACUAUUCCAACAGUCCUGAGGCACUUCGGAUGGUUCGAGUGGCCUGGCUCUUCCUCUUCUCCAAGUUCAUUGAGCUGAUAGACACGGUGAUCUUUAUUCUCCGGAAGAAAGACGGGCAGGUGACCUUCCUACAUGUCUUCCAUCACUCAGUGCUUCCCUGGAGUUGGUGGUGGGGUGUAAUGGUUGCUCCAGGAGGAAUGGGAUCUUUCCAUGCCAUGAUAAACUCCUCUGUGCAUGUUGUCAUGUACCUGUACUAUGGACUGUCUGCACUUGGCCCUGUGGCUCAGCCCUACCUUUGGUGGAAAAAGUACAUGACAGCCAUUCAGCUGAUCCAGUUUGUCCUGGUCUCACUGCAUAUCUCCCAGUACUACUUCAUGCCCAGCUGUAGCUACCAGUACCCAAUCAUUAUCCACCUCAUCUGGAUGUAUGGCACCAUCUUCUUUGUGCUGUUCUCCAAUUUCUGGUAUCACUCCUACACCAAGGGCAAGCGACUGCCCCGGGCACUUCAACAAAAUGGAGCACCAGGUAUUGCCAAGGUCAAGGCCAACUGAGAAGCAUGGCCUAGGAUAGGCGCCCACCUAAGUGCCUCAGGACUGCACCUUAGGCAGCAUCCACCAAGUGUCCUCCCCACCUACACCUGUGACCAGAGCUCAUAUGGUCAGGACCGAGCAGGAGACUGGUGUACAGGGAGCAGUGUCCGUUCCUCACCCACUUCUCCCAGCCAGCUCCAGGGAUGUGGGCUCACUGCCCUCUGCCACCAGAGUUGGGGGCUAAAAGGGCUGGACACUUAUUUCCCCCUCCCUGUCUUUAACUUGGGAGAGGAACACUCAGGGCUGGCCCCCACCAGGGUCUUGUGGGCUUUUUCCUCACACUGAAGAGAGGUCAGCAAUAAUCUGUCACUAUGGACUCAGGCUCCUUCUUCAGCCCCAUGCAGAAGCAAGAGCUUCUAGGCCAAAGGUCAGGGUGGGCAGGGGGCCUGGGAAUACAGAGUGAGGAGGCUGCAUACUCACUUGUGUCUUAAUUAAAGUGACAGAGGAAACCA
Molecule: messenger RNA, 1502 nt
Organism: Castor canadensis (American beaver)
Lineage: Eukaryota; Metazoa; Chordata; Mammalia; Rodentia; Castoridae
Gene: Elovl1
Product: ELOVL fatty acid elongase 1
Biological process (GO): fatty acid elongation, monounsaturated fatty acid; very long-chain fatty acid biosynthetic process; fatty acid elongation, saturated fatty acid
Cellular component (GO): endoplasmic reticulum membrane; endoplasmic reticulum
Molecular function (GO): fatty acid elongase activity
Source: RefSeq, a predicted model, not a curated record